AGGAGCUUUGUGGGGAAUGGAGGUCCUGCGCGGCUCGCUUCUCUCUCGGCCUCCCCGGGAGGAGGGAGACUUCGGUUUCUGCGCGUCUGCAGAGGAGGUAUCAUCUCACUUUUCCAUAUGAGGGAUCCAAUAACAACAGCUCUAACUGCAGCCGGCAAAGUGGCAGAUUUCGUCUUAGGAGUGGAGCAGGUGGCAAUACCCAUCUCCACAUUAACCCAGCAAACAUUAGGAGUGGAGCAGGUGGGAAGACCUCCCAGAUGUCCUUUGAGGAGGUGGCCGUGCUCUUCACGGAGGAGGAAUGGGCUCUCCUGGAUCCAGGCCAAAGAAAACUCUACUGGGAAGUGAUGCAGGAAAACUACGAGACCCUGGUGUCUCUGGCUGCUGAUGUGAGGGAAAUAACAAGAGAGAAGGAACAAGGAAGGGCAAUUGUGGGGGAAAAUGAAGAUCGAGAAGCAAAACCAGGGGAUCAAGUCGUACCAAAGAAGUGGCAAAGCAGCAAAAGGGAAUCAAAACAGAACCAGAGGAAGAAAUUGCUUGCCCAUCAGAGCAGGAAGAUAGCUGAGUUCCCAGGCCAUGAUGAAAUGCAAAAAAGAAAGAGAAGGCAUAAGGUUCCCAUGAAUGUCAAAGCGCUUAGACGCAAACUCAGAGUUAAAAUAUAUCAGAACAUUACAACAUGCUUUAAAAGAUAUAAACUCAUAGAAAGUGGAAAGAUCUUUUUUCAGAAUAGCAAGCUGGCUAAAAAUCAGAGGAUGCACAGAUGGCCGAAGCCUUAUAAAUGCUUAGAGUGUGGGAAGGGCUUCUCUCAGAAUAACACCUUAACUAGACAUCGAAAGGUUCACAAGGGGGAGAAGCCACAUAAAUGCUUAGAGUGUGAGAAGACCUUCUCUCAGAAUGACACCCUAACUAGACAUCAAAAGGUUCACACAGGGGAGAAGCCACAUAAAUGCUUGGAGUGUGGGAAGAGGUUCUCUCGGAAUGAAAACCUAACUAGACAUCAAAAGGUUCACACAAGGGAGAAGCCACAUAAAUGCUUUGAGUGUGAGAAGAGCUUCUCUCAGAAUGACCACCUAACUAGACAUCAAAAGGUUCACACAGGGGAGAAGCCACAUAAAUGCUUAGAGUGUGGGAAGAGCUUCUCUCAGAAUGGUGACCUAACUAGACAUCAAAAGGUUCACACCGGGGAGAAGCCACAUAAAUGUUUAGAGUGUGGGAAGAGCUUCUCUCAGAAUGGCGACCUAACUAGACAUCAAAUGGUUCACACGGGAGAGAAGCCACAUAAAUGCUUAGAGUGUGGGAAGAGCUUUUCUCAGAAUGGCCACCUAACUAGACAUCAGAAGGUUCAUACAGGGGAGAAGCCAUAUAAAUGCUUGGAGUGUGGGAAGAGCUUCUCUCAUAAAGGUACCCUAACUAGGCAUCAAAAGGUUCAUAUGGGGGAGAAACCAUAUAAAUGCUUUGGAGUGUGGGAAGAGCUUCUCUCAGAAUGGCGGCCUAAGUAGACAUCAAAAGGUUCACACGGGGGAGACGCCAUAUAAAUGCUUGGAGUGUUGGAAGAGCUGUCAUAAAGGUACCCCAAAUAGCCAUCAAAAGGUUCACACAAGGGAGAAGCCAUAUUGUCAGUCCCUGGCAGUGAGAUCCCUCAAGCCCAUCCACAGUGAACACAUGUUGGUUCCAGCAGAAGUAGCUUUAUUAGAAUCUGCAGUUCAGGUCUGCUCUCCAUCACAGAGUUUGGCAGAAGUGACAGUUCAAAUCAGACAAUCCCUGUUAUAGUUGAUUUUCCUGCCCUCCAAAUGACAGUUAAGAAUUUGGUGCGCAAGCCUCCAAGAGUUCUGUGAGAACUGGUCUAGUUUUGACUACACAAUUGGUAUACAGUAAAGUUUCCCAGCUGCUGAGAAGAACAGUGAAAACUGGCAGCUAGACACACCAAGGUCACGGCUAGUGGAGACCAGCAUACUUUCUAGAGAUCACAAAAGAGGCCCUUUUUGAGUCUCCUGCAAUUCACAGUUAGACUAUGGCAAGUGAGAAUAAUCAGUGAGAGCAGCAUAUAUAUAUUGGUAAUAGUACCAUACAGGCUUUCAGAAACAAAAUGAAGCAAAAGGACAAUGUAUUGUCGAAGGCUUUCACGGCCGGAAAAGACCACGGCAAUACAGCCCGGAAAACCCACAACAACCAUCGUUCUCCGGCCGUGAAAGCCUUCGACAAUACAUCGAACACCUCUACGGGGAGGAAACAUUCCAACAGACCCGGAGAUUGGAAACACUUCGGAACAAGAAAGCACAUCUACUCUGUUCUUUAACCUUUCUCAUACGCUGCAAAGACCACGGCAAUACAGCCCGGAAAACUCACAACAACCAAGCAAAAGGACACAUUGCAUGUGCAUAUUACAAUCAUGGCAUGGAUGCUGGCAUACAUAACACACAUAAAUGCUUGGAGAGAAGCCAUAUAAAUGCUUGGUGCGUGGGAAGAGCUUCUCUAUGAUUAGCUACCUAACUAGACAUCAAAAGGUUCACACAGGGGAGAAGCUAUAUGAAUGCUUGGAGUGUGGAAAGAGCUGCUGUAUGAAUAGCUGCCUAACUAAACAUCAGAAGGUUCACACGGGAGAAGCCAUAUAAAUGCUUGGAAUGCAGGCAGGGCUUCUCUCAGAUUAACCACCUAACUAGACAUGAAAAGGUUCACACAGGGGAGAACCCUCAUAAAUACUUAGAACAUGGGAAGAGCUUCAAUGACAGCAGCAACCUUACCGUACAACUUGAUAAGAACACUGGGGAAUAACCAUCCUAUCAUCAUUGAAUUUUGCCUUUUUUGUUCCAUGAAGUGUUUUAUGGUAACUUACCUUGAUGAGGAUCAUGUAUCUUUCUAAUUCCCUCCUUAUUCUCCCCUCCAUCCUUUCUCUUAACUUCAAACAAACUGAUAUACUAUCCCUGGUAAGCAAAACAUGCACAUUUUUCUCCUCUCUUAAAGCUCCUCGUGUUAAUGGAUUGUUUAUUAAGGUAUUGAGAUUUUUUUUAAAAAAAUUUAUUUUAAAGGUAUUGAGAUUGAUGAUCAUACUUCCUCUUCCAAAAUGACAAGUGCUGAAAUUUCCCAGUGGGAAAAAUGUCAUGUGCUAUCUCCUAAUAAAUCUUAAGAUCUUUCAUAUGUGACAAUAUAAAAAUAUGAUUGGCCUUGGAUUUAGCUGAUUCUUCAGCUUUUCAAUCAUGUGACAUUCUACGAAGCUGAGAGUGAUGCGAUGUUGCAGUUACAAGAUAAUCUUCAUAACUCUUUAGAAGCUGAGGAAAAGUUAAGUGACCAGGUUAUGAUUAGGCAGUUCUGGCAAAUAAAGGGUCAUUUAUCUACCACUGUCGACCAUUUUUAAUUGGUUGUCAAAAGAUAAAAGGAACAUCUGAAUUGUUUUAUAACCUGCUACCAAACUACAUUCAAGUUCAUACUCGGUUCACUGCAAUACCCAUAUAGUUAUAGAAUAUAAUAUACCCUAGUUAUCACGAUUGAGUAUAUUUGUUCUUAGGCUACAUUGCAGAAGAGUGAUGCUAACCACUUCUUGUAAACCUUGUGGUGGUGGUUUCAGGUCUGUUGCCCACUGCCCCCCCCAUCUUGUUAUUCAGUUUAUGAUAUGUUGCAAUAGCCUCUUGCACCUGCUCCCUGUUGCUUUCCAGAUUCCGAGACGAGCGAGCCCUUAUCUUGGAUGGCUCCCCGCAGCGGCCUUGAGACAGCUUCUUCCGUCCCGCUACUGAUUGUGUUCAGCUGGGAGAGCCGGAGAAGUGGGGGAACAUGUGAAUGGACUGGUAUAAUGUAUCCUGUACUCAAUGCGUCAUUCUUAACAAGAGACCUGUGUACAGCCAGAUGCAUUUAAUUGCUUCUGUGUAACCUAUGGACAUAUGUACGGCGAAGCCAAUGAUAUCUCAAUAAAGACGCAUUUACUCAA
Molecule: messenger RNA, 3916 nt
Organism: Eublepharis macularius
Lineage: Eukaryota; Metazoa; Chordata; Lepidosauria; Squamata; Eublepharidae
Product: zinc finger protein 501-like
Exons: 4
Coding region: 258-1496 (412 amino acids)
Biological process (GO): regulation of DNA-templated transcription
Cellular component (GO): nucleus
Source: RefSeq, a predicted model, not a curated record